Molecule: messenger RNA, 666 nt
Organism: Castor canadensis (American beaver)
Lineage: Eukaryota; Metazoa; Chordata; Mammalia; Rodentia; Castoridae
Source: RefSeq, a predicted model, not a curated record
AUGCCUCUGGCCUUGGCGCUGCUGCUGCUGCUGUGGGGCGCGGGCGGCCGCGGGGGUUGGGGCUGCCUGCAGUGCGACGUCACGGCGCAGCAGGCCCUGGGUGACCUGCGCUCCUCCCUCAUUCCGGCCAGUUUCCACCUGGACGGGCUGCGGGCCCGCGCGCAGGCGCUGCUCCUGGGCAUGGAGGGCUCGUUCUUCAAGGACUAUGCUCUCAAAGCCUUUGUGGGGAAAGUGGAGGUAGAUCACCUGGAAAGUGUGGUGUCCUUUGUCAAGAACCAAACUCAGUACAUAAAGGACAAUUCUCUGACAGAUGUACCCCUACUGGAGGAACUGGUGAAGUUUCGGGAGAGCAUAAUCAAGGAGUUCAAGAAAGUUCUAAGAUCCUAUGAACUGAAAGCCUGUGAUCCCAAAGUCUGCCACUUGCUCAAAGAAGAAGUCUUGGACUGUUUACUUUGUAAGAAAGUCAGCCCCAACUGUAUCAAAGAAAAGUACUGCUUUGUGGAUGGGCAGACACGCAUGGCCCUGAGGUACGAGGACAGUGGGUACCCGAAGCACCUGAAGCUGGUGGGCAUCCUCUUAACCGUGUUUCUGGCUGUCUUUGUCUUCUUGGCCAUCCUGAUCUCGGCUUGUACAUACAGGCAGAACCGAAAACUGCUGCUGAAGUAG